Dermatophagoides farinae (American house dust mite) is the source of this 4020-nucleotide messenger RNA. Lineage: Eukaryota; Metazoa; Arthropoda; Arachnida; Sarcoptiformes; Pyroglyphidae. The record is from RefSeq and is a predicted model, not a curated record.
UUUUUUUAAUUUAAACAAUUCGAUUAUCUAUCACUAGAUGACGUUGCAUAAGCAUUAAUAUUUUCAUGAUAGUCAAAAAAGAAUCGUGGAUCCAUCCUUGUGUCUGUUGGAAUGAUGAGUGAUGCGCGUGAGUCACACAAACACUGUCUUUGUUUUUUUUUGUGUGUUUAUUUGCUAGGAGCAUUUGAUGUAUACAAAUUCAAGAAAUCAAUGGAAAUCAAUGGACGCCAUACUGCUAUAUAUAUUAUUUAUAUAUGCUUCUUGUUGGAUAUAAUAAUGAUAAUACAUUGAUGAUAGUGGAUUACUCAACAUGAAGAUGUAUGCCAUAAUAUCACAUCGAACAUAAACAUCACAACAAACAAACAAACAAACAGUAAAUAAUAAAUAAACAUCCGAAAAGAAAAUUGGUAAUUUUGUAUGUGUACGUUUUUUGAUUCAAGAAUUAUCUUUUUGUUUUCAUAUAUAUUCUAUAUGUGUUUUGUUUCCAUCUUGGGAUUCAUUUUGGUUUUUUGUUUAAAAAAAUUUCUCCCAUCAAAACAUUUUAAGGCAACCAAAUUUUCUUGGCAAUAAAAUAAUUGAAUAAAUUAAUUAAAAUGUUUUUUUGUUGGCUUUUUCAUCUUUCAUUUUAUAAUUGAUUAAAUGAAUAAAAUUCAGUGAUGGCUAAAAGGGGUCGAAAAACUGAAACAAGUCCAAAACCUAGAAAGACUACGACGAACAAUAAAAAAAUCAAUGUUACCAAAUCAAAAGGCCGUGGAAGAGGUCGUCCAUCAACGACGGCAACAAAAGCGACAAAAAUAAUUGAAAAAACAUUGACGAAAUCAUCGAAUGAAUCUGCUAAUAUAUUAACAUCACCCAUAAUAAACACGACCAAAGCCAACAAAUCAAAUGUCAAAACUAACAAAACAUCCAAAACAGUAACGGAAUCAAAAUCUAAAAAAACAUCGAUUAAUAAUAAAAAUGAAGAAAAACUUGUUAAAAAUGAAAUUACCGCUACGAAUAAUAGAAAAACCUCGAUAGCCAAUAAAUCAAAGCCAAAAAAAGCACAAAAAGUUUCGAAACCAUCAUCUGCCACCACUAAACGUGGCAGAAAACCCAAAUUGAAAGAUGUAGAAAAGGAUAAAGAUAAGGAAUCCAAUUCAAAGAAGAAAACAAUCCGACCAAAAGCAAAACAAGUGUUUGAAGAUGAUGAAACGGAGGAAGAGGAUAAUUUGGCUGAUGAAAAUUAUGAUGAACCUAAAGAUGAUGAAAUGUUAAACACCAUUAUCCAAGUACCUGUAAAAAAAACAAGUAUCGAAGCCACCAGUGAUAUUUCCUUAACAUAUGGAUUUGAUAAAAUUAGUGGUGAAACAUUAAAUAAGCUUGAAGAGAAUCCAAUUACACUUGCCAAAUCAUCAUCCUAUGAUCAUCAUCAUCAUCAUCAUUCUGCUCCUUAUCAUUUUGAUCAUUCUAAUGAACAAAAUUAUCUCGGUUCAUUGUACAAUAACAAUAUGAAUCUAAUUUCAUCAUCAUCCACAUCAGCAUUUUCAUCGGUAUCGACAGCUAUACAACACAAUCAAUUCGGUACAAAUCAUUUGACAACAUCGUUGCCCAGUUACAAUACGACUUCAUCUCAUUUGCAACAUCAUGGCCAUGCAAUGGCUAAUGAGAUAAACAGUGGGCCAACAUCAUUAGCCAAUAUACCCGUUUCUCCGACGACACCAACAGGCCCUGUUCCACCAACGCCACAACUUCAUCAUCAUGGCCACCAAUCAUUGCUUUCACCACCACAAAAUCAAAACAAUGCGUCAGCAGCAGCAACCCUAGCUAACGAUCCUUCUCAUGAUUUACCAAAUGAAUUACUACAUCAAGGUUGGCGAAAAGUGUGGAGUAAACGUGAAGGACGAUUUUAUUUCUAUAACAAAAACACAAAUCAAUCAAUCUGGGAAAUGCCUAAAUUGUCUAACAUUUAUGAUCCAAUGACCGAUCCAUUGGGAAUACAAUCAGCUAAUAAUCCACCAAUCAGUCAAUUUCAGCCACCAAUUCAUUCCGAUCAUUUAGCACCACCCAUCUAUCAAACGCUUAACCCUGCAUUCACUCCAUUUGCUCAAUAUAAAAAUGAUGUGAUGAGCAAUGACAAGAAGACUAUGAUCGGACCAUUUGAUUUCGAAAUUGAGCCCAAUUGUUACAUUUGGGAGGGAUCGUUUUUCUACUAUUUUCAUCCUCAUCCGGACAUUGAAUUAGCCAGGUAUAAUUGCGUUCACAAACUACGACAACAAUAUUGGGAGCUGUGUCGAACUCGGCAGACAAUUGAUCCUCCAAAAGAUUCUUUUACGAAAUGGAUUCUCGAACGCAAAAUUAUCGACAAAGGAUGUGAUCCUAUAUUACCAUCAGAUUGUAUAAAUGAGUUAUCUAAUUCACUAUAUCGAGAAAUCAUGAGCGAUAUUCCAAUCAAAUUGGUUCGACCUAAAUUCAGUGGUGAAGCUCGUAAACAAUUAUCUAAAUAUGCCGAAGCUGCAAAAAAAAUAAUCGAAGCACAUCCAGUUUCGGGUCAAAGUCGAAAAAUUGUCAAAUGGAAUGUAGAAGAUGCAUUCGAUUGGAUAAGGAAAACAUUAAAUGCAACAUUUGAAGAUUAUAUCGAACGAUUGGAACAUCUAAAGAGGCAAUGUCAACCCCAUAUCGUCGGUGCGGCUAAAUCAUCUGUUGAAGCGAUUUGUUUGAAAAUAUAUCAUGUUUCGGCUGAAUAUGCUCGCCGAAUAAGAGAAAUGAAUCUUGAAUUGGCUAAAAAAGAAGAUCUUAGAGAAUUUUCCAUGAGAAUGAACAAUAAAAAGAUUGCAUGCUAUUCAGCUUAUCUUAUGUAUCCUUGUCCAAAACUACCUCCUACACUAAUGAUCACCGAAAAAGAAAGUGUUAUUCUUCGUUGUGGUAAGAAUGCUGAAAUUUUACGACUGAACACCAAUUAUCUGCAAAAAUUAGAAAUGUUAUAUUAUUUCAAUUGUCGCGAUGACCGAAAAUUUAACUAUUUCUUAACACGUGUUUGGUGUCUUUUAAAACGAUAUCAGAGUUUUUACGACAAGAAUGAAGGCCUUCCCUCACAGAAUUCUCUUGCAUUAUCCGUUUUUGGGGCUUUAAACAAACAUUUUGGUGUAACUUUUGAAUGUUUUGCAUCACCCUUGAAUUGUUAUUUUCGACAAUAUUGUUCAAUUUUUCCCGAUACUGAUGGUUAUUUUGGUUCAAGAGGAUCGAUACUCAACUUUUAUCCAAUUUCUGGUUCAUUCCAAGCAAAUCCUCCUGAUUCGGAAGAUUUGAUCAAUGCUACUAUAACUCAUUUUGAAAAAUUAUUGGAAAAUUCAAUGGAACCACUAUCUUUUAUCAUAUUCAUUCAGGAAAAACCGGAAAUAUCGGAGAAAAUAAUCUCCAGGCUAGAGAGCAAUAAAUUUAAACGAAUGCAUUUGACUGUACAAGCAUCGGAACACGAAUAUAGGCAUGGUUUUCAGCAUGUCAGCAAUCAAAACGAAAUUCAUGUAAAAUCACUUUAUAAUACCAUCGUUUAUUUUCUACAAAACGAUGCGGGAUUCCUAAAAUGGGGCCCAACACCCGAACGCGUUGAAGAGCUUGUCGAAUCGUUUAAACUUGACCGUGACAAAGAGCUGUCAAUCGUAUCACCAUCAUUUACAUCGACCAAUAUUAAUCCUACACAGCAGCAGCAGCAGCAACAACAAAAUCCACAACAAACACAGCAACAGCCACCAAUGGCAUUACAGCCAAAAUCAGAAACGGAAAUUCGUCCAAAUGGUAUUUGAAUUCGUUUUGUUGUUUUUUUUUCUAUUGUUAUUUUGCUGUUUUCAAUAUUAUUCAUCGAUGAUAAUAAGUGAAUAUAAUAUCAAAACGGCAAUUGUUUAUUGGAUUUUUUUUCCAUCAUCAUCAUCAUCAUCCCAAACAUGUUGGCACAAUUUUAACUGAUAUAUAUUUUUUUUAUAGAUUAGUUUUCAUUAUGUAAAAUAUGCCUUAUGUAUUUUUUUCCAUCACGCAAUUAUAAUUAUC